Messenger RNA from Hyaloscypha bicolor E, 585 nucleotides. Its product is annotated as HET-domain-containing protein. The annotation marks the transcript as partial. Lineage: Eukaryota; Fungi; Ascomycota; Leotiomycetes; Helotiales; Hyaloscyphaceae. The transcript has 2 exons. The record is from RefSeq and is a predicted model, not a curated record.
AUGCAAACUAUAUAUCAACCGCUAGACCAGCGGCGCUCUCAAAUCCGCCUCAUUGAGAUCAUCUCUAUCGGUGGCAGCGAGAAGGUCAAGUGCAAACUAAGCGUCUCGUCGCUCGAGGACAAUGUGGAGUUCGCAGCGCUUUCUUACGUAUGGGGCGACCCAAAAGUUACUAAAGACAUUAUUCUUAAUAAUGAAAUCUUUCCGGUUACGACAAACUUGGCGGCUGCUUUAAAGCAUGUGAAGGCUCACUGGUGUAACGCUUUCCCCGAUCGAAACCCAGGGCUCUUCCGAAUUUGGGCGGACGCUAUUUGCAUCAACCAAAAAGAUCCGGAAGAACGAAGUAGCCAAGUUAAUCUCAUGAGAGAUAUAUAUGCGAAAGCAGAAUUAGUCCUCUCAUGGCUUGGCCAUAGAAUCGAUGAGAUCGACGUCGCUCUUAAGGCUCUUAAAACGAUAGCGAAGGAAACAAGGGAAUUAAGUAGCCCAGAGGCUAGACCCUGGAAGGCGACUCGAAAUUUCUUUGGACUUCCGUACUGGCAGCGCGUCUGGAUAUUUCAGGAGCUAGUAUUAGGGAAACGAAUUCUCUUG